Messenger RNA from Lontra canadensis (Northern American river otter), 2869 nucleotides. It is a transcript of the gene BTBD9, whose product is annotated as BTB domain containing 9. The record is from RefSeq and is a predicted model, not a curated record. Gene Ontology annotation, molecular function: protein binding. Lineage: Eukaryota; Metazoa; Chordata; Mammalia; Carnivora; Mustelidae. The coding region runs from base 319 to 2157 and encodes 612 amino acids. The transcript is spliced from 11 exons. Gene Ontology annotation, biological process: circadian behavior; adult locomotory behavior; modulation of chemical synaptic transmission.
GCGGGUGGGGAAACGCCGCAAAACCCGCCAGGAGGCACCUCCGACCCUAAACCCUCAGAUCCCGCCUCCCCGCCGCCGACCGGUUGCUAAGUGACGCCAGCGCGCAGAGGCGCGUGCGCGGCCACGGCGGUGUGCGUGAGGGCGGACGCGCGCCGCGGCGGCGGCGGCGGCUGCGGCGGCGAGGACGGCGGCGACGACGGCGGCCGAGGGGGCGGUGGCUACAAGGGGCGUGCGGAGCAGGCGGAAGAGGCGUCCGCACGGGCGGCUAGGUCGCAGAGGAUCAUCGUUGGGAUCAACGACUAUCACCUGUUCUACAAGAUGAGUAACAGCCACCCUCUUCGCCCCUUUACUGCAGUGGGGGAAAUUGAUCACGUGCACAUUUUGUCUGAACAUAUUGGUGCCUUGCUGAUUGGGGAAGAAUAUGGCGACGUCACAUUCGUUGUGGAAAAGAAACGUUUUCCUGCCCACAGGGUAAUUUUAGCAGCGAGGUGCCAAUAUUUUCGAGCAUUACUGUAUGGUGGGAUGCGAGAAUCUCAGCCCGAAGCAGAAAUCCCUCUCCAAGACACCACCGCAGAAGCAUUCACCAUGCUGCUUAAAUACAUCUACACUGGGCGGGCAACACUGACAGAUGAGAAGGAGGAGGUGUUGCUGGACUUUCUGAGCCUGGCUCAUAAAUAUGGAUUUCCAGAGCUGGAGGAUUCUACCUCUGAGUAUCUCUGCACCAUACUUAACAUUCAGAAUGUCUGCAUGACUUUUGAUGUUGCCAGCCUCUACUCACUUCCCAAGUUAACUUGCAUGUGCUGCAUGUUUAUGGACAGAAAUGCUCAGGAGGUGCUCUCCAGUGAAGGCUUCCUCUCCCUUUCUAAGACAGCACUUUUAAACAUCGUAUUAAGAGAUUCAUUUGCCGCUCCCGAGAAAGAUAUUUUCCUAGCCUUGUUAAAUUGGUGUAAGCACAAUUCAAAGGAGAAUCAUGCUGAAAUCAUGCAGGCUGUGCGUUUGCCUCUGAUGAGCCUCACUGAACUUCUGAACGUUGUGAGGCCUUCAGGACUGUUGUCUCCCGAUGCCAUUCUGGAUGCUAUUAAAGUUCGAUCAGAGAGCCGGGAUAUGGACCUCAAUUACAGAGGCAUGCUCAUCCCAGAAGAAAAUAUUGCAACCAUGAAGUAUGGAGCCCAGGUUGUAAAAGGGGAGCUGAAGUCUGCCUUAUUAGAUGGCGAUACUCAAAACUACGAUUUGGAUCAUGGAUUUUCCAGGCACCCAAUUGAUGAUGACUGCCGUUCUGGCAUUGAGAUUAAGCUAGGUCAACCAUCUAUCAUCAAUCACAUACGGAUACUCCUGUGGGACCGAGAUAGCCGGUCUUACUCAUACUUCAUUGAAGUGUCAAUGGAUGAACUUGAUUGGAUUAGAGUGAUUGACCAUUCGCAGUAUCUAUGUCGUUCUUGGCAAAAGUUGUAUUUUCCAGCCCGUGUCUGCAGGUAUAUUCGAAUAGUUGGGACUCACAACACAGUGAACAAGAUUUUUCACAUUGUGGCUUUUGAAUGUAUGUUCACAAACAAAACCUUCACUCUUGAGAAGGGGCUGAUAGUUCCCAUGGAGAACGUUGCAACAAUUGCGGAUUGCGCCAGUGUGAUUGAAGGAGUCAGUCGGAGCCGAAAUGCCUUGCUGAAUGGCGACACCAAGAAUUACGACUGGGAUUCCGGCUAUACGUGUCACCAGCUAGGAAGUGGUGCGAUUGUGGUUCAGCUGGCACAGCCGUACAUGAUCGGGUCAAUACGGUUAUUACUUUGGGACUGUGAUGAUCGAAGCUACAGCUACUACGUUGAGGUCUCCACCAACCAGCAACAGUGGACCAUGGUGGCCGACAGAACGAAAGUCUCCUGCAAGUCCUGGCAGUCUGUAACUUUUGAGAGACAGCCCGCCUCCUUCAUCCGAAUCGUGGGAACACACAACACAGCAAAUGAGGUGUUCCACUGCGUCCACUUUGAAUGUCCGGAGCAGCAGAGCAGCCAGAAGGAGGAAAGCAGCGAGGAGUCAGGGCCUGGGGAGCCCAGCCUGGCGGGUCCGCAGCUCGACCCCCACGCCCUGCAGGCCCCCGGGGGCAGCUCCCUGCCUUCCAGCCCCCGCUCUGCCUCUCGCUCGCCCAACCGGCAACACCAGUAAAGGGGGCACGGACAUGGAGGCAUGUGGUGGGCCCUGAGGGCAGGGGCCAGGACUGGCAUCCUCCCGGGAGGGAUCUCUGUCGCCAGGCCCUCUCCCCUCCUGGGAGGAGCAGACGGCGCUGGCAAAACAGACACAGGACAGGCUUUCUCCCAAGGACAGAAAGGGGCCACUUUGUUCUCCUCUCAAUUUGUUCAAAUCAGGCUGGUCUCCAGGGGGAGAAAAUGGGUCUUCAAUCUUCAUCAAGUCCACCAUUAACACCCUACCUCUCUAAUCUAACCCGGGCAAAGAGGCCGCGGUGGACGGGCCGGUGUCGGAAUGCUGCGACGGCACCAAGCUCAGGAGAACGCAUCAGGCCUUUAUUACCUCCGGGCACCCUUUAGGAAGUGGGUUUCCGUAGAGUGUUUACUCUUCUGGAACACAUUGCCCUGGCAACUAAAUGAUUUUUUCUUUCUUUUAGUUAUUGUCCAUUUGCUGAAUCAUAGGUGUUCCAGAUCUUUUUGAAAUGCUCAAACAGCAAAUCACUUGUUUUAUUCCCUUUUGAUGCUAUAAUUUUCCUUCUUUAGUUUUGAACGGUUAGGCCUGGGGUGGAGCGGAGAAAGGCUGUGCACAGCUCCUGAAUGAGGCACAGAUGCAGCUCGUCAUGGCACCGGGGCUGACAAGGAAAAUCUUCUGAGGAAGUUCAAAAAAAUACACAAUGAGCAAAUCAAUCCGA